Messenger RNA from Sclerotinia trifoliorum, 1157 nucleotides. The record is from the annotation of a GenBank genome assembly. Lineage: Eukaryota; Fungi; Ascomycota; Leotiomycetes; Helotiales; Sclerotiniaceae.
AUGCAUGCCCAAGUUGCAUUUUAUAAGUUUUCGUAGCAGUUCCCAAUCUAGCCUAGUGCGAAUUGACCCGCCGAACAUUUUGUAAAAAAGUUCUGAACCUCAAGCUCGAAUUUCAUCGCAAAACAACAAAAUUAUCCAAUUCCCACCACCAACAAUUUCGCAUUACACAUUAAAUAUUCUUUCGAAAGUAAAAAUUUAAGAUUAUUCAUAAUGGGCAAAGAUAAAUCCGAAAAGCGCGACAAGAAGGAGAAGAAGGAGAAGAGAAGUGAGGUCGACGGUGUCAAGAAAUCUUCCAAGAAGGACAAGAAGGUUAAGCUUAGUGAAGACAAUGUAGCUGCUGCCAUUGCCGAAGUCACCAAGGAGCCCGAGGCCGUCGAAGUCAUGGACAUUCUAAUUGGGGAGGAUAAGGAAGGCGCAGCUCCCGAAAUCAAACCAGUAGGAGCUUUGGUUCCAUUCGCAAACCCACUGGCCGAUGAAAAGGUUGCAAAGAAGGUGCUUAAAAGUGUUAAGAAAGGUAAAGUAAUUUGCUCUUCGCUCUUCCCUCUUUCCAAUUUUUGCGCCGUUCGCAAUGUGGACGCAUUCUUCUCGAUAAGGGUAAAAGUACUAAUUGGUGUGUCUGGUCGUAGCUGCCAAAAACAAAACUCUCAAGCGCGGUGUAAAGGAAGUAGUCAAAGCUCUACGCAAAUCUCCCCAAGGUGCUAGCAAUACAGCUUUCCCUGGUGUCGUUAUCCUCGCCGCAGAUAUUUCGCCAAUGGAUGUCAUCUCUCACAUCCCAAUCUUGUGCGAAGAUCACAACGUACCAUACAUCUUCGUAACCAGUAGAGCCGAGUUAGGAGCAGCAGGCAACACAAAGAGACCUACGAGUGUGGUAAUGGUCACAGAAGCGAGGUCGGGCGCAAAGAAGGCCGAGAAGAUUGAGGGCGAAGAAGAAUUCAAGGAUGUCUAUAAGGACUUGGUUAAGGUUGUGGAGAAGGAGGGUAGGAAUGUUAGAGUAUAAGGGGAGAGAGAUGGAAAAAAAAAUUCUGCUUAUGGGUUGGCUGCACUUUUCGGCUGUAUCAUAUCAAGAGCAUGUCUUACCGUGCUUGGACAUUACAAUGGCGUUGGUGAGUAAGGGUAGGGCUAGGAAUAAAGAAAACAUUCGAUUUUAAUUCAACCUU